UGCAUCGACUACCGGGCACUCAAUAAAAGCACCAUGAAGUUUCGCUACCCACUUCCCCUCGUGCCAGCGGCUUUGGAACACCUCCGCGGAGCCACCGUCUUCACCAAUUUGGACCUCCGCAGCGCGUAUAACCUCAUCCGUAUACGUGAGGGGGACGAGUGGAAGACCGCCUUUGUGACCCCUACUGGGCACUAUGAAUAUCUUGUCAUGCCGUAUGGACUGGUAAACGCCCCCUCCGUAUUCCAGGAUUUUAUGCACGAGGUACUCCAGGAGUAUCUGCACAGGUCCGUCCUCGUCUACAUGGAUGACAUGCUAAUCUACUCCCGGAGCAUGGCCGAACAUCGCCACCACGUUGCGGAGGUCCUAGAGCGCCUGAGAGAGUUCCAUCUGUUCCUCAAGGCCGAGAAGUGCUCCUUCCAUCAGUCCUCGGUUCAGUUCCUUGGUUAUGUCAUCAAUGACGGUGGUAUCCAGAUGGACGAGGGAAAGGUUGAGGCCAUCCGAAACUGGCCAGUUCCAACCACCGUCAAGAAACUCCAACGUUUCCUGGGAUUCGCAAACUUCUAUAGAAGAUUCAUGUCGAUGCCAUCAGAAACUGGCCAGUUCCAACCACCAUCAAGGAACUUCAAUGCUUCCUGGGAUUCUCGAACUUUUAUAGAAGAUUCAUCUACCACUACAGCUCCAUAA
Sinocyclocheilus anshuiensis is the source of this 684-nucleotide messenger RNA. RefSeq names its product RNA-directed DNA polymerase homolog. The transcript has a single exon. The annotation marks the transcript as partial. NCBI's taxonomy places the organism in Eukaryota, Metazoa, Chordata, Actinopteri, Cypriniformes, Cyprinidae. The record is from RefSeq and is a predicted model, not a curated record.